UCUCCCUCCUUUACUUCUCUCAUUCAUUCCAUUAAACUAACACUUGUUUACAUCACAACAAACAAACAAUCAAAACUCGGUUUCUCAAAAACCCAUUCCAGAAUAUAAACUACCGAUUCCCUUUUUCUUUUCUUUUUUUCAAAUUAAAAAAAAAAAAAAACAUCAUAAGCACAAUCAUCAUUAAUUUCAUGUUAAUGGGUGACAUGUUAAGGUUGGUGUUGGGCUUUUGUGUUUUAAGUUCCAUAGUUUUAACAUCCUCUGCUCAAACAUGUAAAAACCAAACAUUCUCAAACAAGGUUUUUACAACAUGUCGUGAUCUUCCACAAUUGACCUCUUACCUUCACUGGACAUACGAAGAAUCAAGUGGCAAAUUAGACAUAGCAUUCAGACACGCUGGAAUUACUUCAACAAAUAGAUGGGUUGCUUGGGCCAUCAAUCCUAACAACAAUCUCGACCCAGCUAUGAUCGGAGCCCAAGCUCUUGUUGCUAUACCACAAUCAAGUGGCACCCCAAAAGUUUAUACUUCAAAUAUCGUUAGCACAACCACACAGUUGCAAGAAGGGAAAAUUAGUUAUCCUGUUUCUGGAUUAUCUGCCACAUAUCACAAUAACGAGGUUACUAUUUUCGCUACUUUAACUCUUUCAAAUGGAACAACCUCGUUGGUCCAUGUAUGGCAAGAUGGGUUUCUCUCUUCUUCUGAUUCAACACCUCAAGAACAUAGUCAUGAAUCUUCUCAUCAAAAUUCUAAGGAAGUCUUGGAUCUUGUUUCUGGUACCUCCCAAGUUUCUAGUGGGAUUGGUUCACGUCAAAGAAGAAGAAAUACACAUGGAAUACUAAAUGCAAUAAGCUGGGGAAUAUUGAUGCCAACAGGUGCAGUAAUAGCAAGGUAUUUGAAGGUGUUCAAAUCCGCAGAUCCAGCAUGGUUUUAUCUUCAUAUAAUAUGUCAAGUCUCUGCCUACAUAGUUGGAUUGUCAGGUUUUGGCACAGGUAUCAAACUUGGUAACGAUUCUGAAGGUGUUGAAUACGAUACUCAUAGAUCACUUGCUAUUGUACUUGUAUGUUUUGCAACUCUUCAAGUUUUUGCUCUGUUUUUAAGGCCUAACAAAGACCAUAAAAUGAGAUUGUACUGGAAUAUUUACCACUACCUUAUUGGAUACUCUACCAUAAUCAUUAGUAUUAUUAAUGUUUUUAAAGGGUUUGAGGCUAUGGGAGAUUAUGUUGGAGAUCGUUACAAGGACUGGAAACAUGUGUAUAUUGGAAUUAUUGGAGCUUUGGGGGGUAUUGCUGUCUUUUUAGAAGCUUACACGUGGAUUAUAGUUUUGAAGAGGAAGAAAACAGAGAACAAGACUUCACAUGCUGUUAAUGGAACAAAUGGAUAUGGUUCUAAUCUCUAGGCUACGGUAAGUUUAGGAUUAUAUUGGAUUUUUAUGUUAAUUUUGUGCCUCUUAUUUUUGUUUUUAUAGACUUAGACCCUUUGUAUAUUUUGGUACCCCAACUUCUUAAGAGUCUUUCAGUUUUGACUUUUGAGGUAAAUUCUUUCACUUUGAUAUAUACUUAGCUGUGCUUUUGUGUGUGUGCUUAUACAUUGUAUUUACUGUACCAUCACUUUAUUAUUUUUAAUUUUUUUUUCUUUCAUA
Cicer arietinum (chickpea) is the source of this 1637-nucleotide messenger RNA. Its product is annotated as cytochrome b561 and DOMON domain-containing protein At4g17280-like. Lineage: Eukaryota; Viridiplantae; Streptophyta; Magnoliopsida; Fabales; Fabaceae. The record is from RefSeq and is a predicted model, not a curated record.